AUGGCAAUUCAGCGCUCUAAGGGCGCGCUGAGCCUAGAGAUGUCUGUGUGUUACGGGAUCGUUGGGCUCUGCUUCGAGAGCCGCUUCGGGCUUGCGCGUUCGGAAGAAGAUAUUAGAGCAGCGGUCUCAUCGUUGAAUAAGGCUUUGGAGCUGAUUCCUGACGGCCAUCCGCGAGUGUCAACGAUUCUGAACAACCUGGGCACUGCACAAAGCAAGCUAUACGAGCAUACUCUGACCGUAAUUGACUUCAAAGCAGCCGUCGAGACCUUCUUGCGAGCAACGUCACACCUAUCCGGCAAACCCUCAAUUCGCUUUCAAGCUGCCGCGAGCUGCGUUAGCUUGCUAUCUAGGAACACCGCCUUUGCCACUAUGGAUAUGCUGCUCUCCGCACACUCGCGCAUCAUUGCUAUCCUUCCCGAGAUCGUAUGGCUCGGGCACGACAUCCAUCGACGCUUUUGGGAGUCUUCUCGGAUGGGCCAGGUCGUCAAUGCCGCCGUAGCUGCUGCUAUCGCUGGUAGAGCAUUGUCUCGAGCUGUCGAGUGGCUCGAGGCAGGGAGGGCCCUUAUAUGGGCACAGGUCUCGUCGCUGCGCACUCCGCUUGAUGAGCUGUAUGACGCACAUCCCAAAUUGGCCGACGACCUUCGUAUCGUCCGAACGCGUCUACAAACGUCCGCGUACGAUGGGUUCUCGCGCCGUAGUGACAGCCUCGCCGACGGCACGGGUCUUGCGGGCAAUCCUGCAGCGGACGAUCAUCGAAAGCUCGUGAUAGAGCACGAGAAACUGUUGAAGAAAAUUCGUGGAAGUCCAGGAUUCGAGGACUUUCUACUUCCGAAGUCAUACAACCAGCUUCUGACUUCCCGGGCGCGUUUGGAUGGUGCGGUAGUUUCAUCAACGUAG
This is a messenger RNA of Peniophora sp. CBMAI 1063, 897 nucleotides long. NCBI's taxonomy places the organism in Eukaryota, Fungi, Basidiomycota, Agaricomycetes, Russulales, Peniophoraceae. The record is from the annotation of a GenBank genome assembly.